This is a messenger RNA of Capsella rubella, 1593 nucleotides long. Its product is annotated as abscisic acid 8'-hydroxylase 2. Gene Ontology annotation, biological process: sterol metabolic process. The record is from RefSeq and is a predicted model, not a curated record. The transcript is spliced from 8 exons. Gene Ontology annotation, molecular function: monooxygenase activity; oxidoreductase activity, acting on paired donors, with incorporation or reduction of molecular oxygen; iron ion binding. NCBI's taxonomy places the organism in Eukaryota, Viridiplantae, Streptophyta, Magnoliopsida, Brassicales, Brassicaceae. The coding region runs from base 54 to 1508 and encodes 484 amino acids.
CUAAAAUCCUAACUAUAACUAUAUAUUCAUAAUACUAAUUACUUUACCUAAUAAUGCAAAUGUCAUCUUCAUCAUCUUCUUUUAUUUUCUUGUCCUCUAUUUAUGCUGAUGAAUCGGCACUAAUCACAAUAACAAGUGUAGUAGUAGUAGUAGUACUAUUAGUGCUUCAAUGGCGGUUGCACCGGAAAGAGCAAAGAAGACGGCUACCACCUGGUUCCAUGGGUUUACCUUACAUAGGAGAAACACUCCGCCUCUACACAGAGAAUCCUAAUUCCUUCUUCGCCACUCGCCAAAACAAGUACGGUGAGAUAUUCAAGACGCACAUAUUGGGAUGUCCAUGUGUGAUGAUAAGUAGUCCAGAGGCAGCAAGAAUGGUAUUAGUGAGCAAAGCUCACUUGUUCAAGCCAACUUAUCCUCCUAGCAAAGAACGUAUGAUUGGACCAGAGGCUCUUUUCUUUCACCAAGGUCCGUACCAUUCUACCCUAAAGCGGCUUGUUCAGUCAUCCUUCUUGCCUUCAGCUCUCAAACCAACCGUUUCUCACAUCGAGCUCCUUGUCCUCCAAACCCUUUCCUCUUGGACAUCCCAAAAGUCCAUCAACACCCUCGAAUACAUGAAACGAUAUGCAUUCGAUGUGGCGAUCAUGUCAGCGUUUGGGGACAAAGAAGAGCCCACUGAAAUCGAAGCAAUAAAGCUUCUUUAUCAACGUCUAGAGAAGGGUUACAACUCCAUGCCUUUAGACCUACCUGGCACACUUUUUCACAAAUCCAUGAAGGCAAGAAGGGAAUUAAGUGAAGAAUUAAGGAGAAUGAUAAAGAAGAGAAGGGGGAGUGGGAAAGAAGGAGGAGGACUAUUGGGAGUACUACUCGGAGCAAAGGAUCAGAAACGCAACGGGCUAAGUGAUUCACAAAUCGCCGACAACAUCAUCGGGGUGAUCUUCGCCGCCACCGACACAACAGCUUCUGUCUUAACUUGGCUUCUCAAGUACUUGCACGACCACCCCAAUCUCCUUCAAGAAGUCACCAGGGAGCAACUCGGUAUUCAACAAAAAAUAAAAGAAGAAAACCGAAGAAUCUCAUGGGAAGAUACAAGAAAAAUGCCACUGACUUCAAGGGUGAUACAAGAGACACUACGAGCAGCAAGUGUAUUGUCCUUUACGUUCAGAGAAGCAGUACAAGACGUCGAGUACGAUGGCUACUUGAUCCCAAAGGGUUGGAAGGUUCUUCCUCUUUUCCGACGAAUCCAUCACUCUCCCGAAUUCUUCCCGGAUCCCGAAAAAUUCGAUCCUUCUCGAUUCGAGGUGUCACCAAAACCUUACACGUACAUGCCAUUUGGGAAUGGAGUGCACUCAUGUCCAGGAAGUGAGCUGGCUAAACUUGAGAUGCUUAUCCUCCUUCACCACCUCACUACUUCCCUCAGAUGGGAAGUUGAAGGAGGUGAGGAAGGAAUACAAUAUGGUCCUUUCCCUGUGCCCAAGAAGGGUUUACCAAUAAGAGUAACUCCAAUUUAAGCCUAAGGCAUAAUUUGGAGUUUUAAAAAAAGUAUUUAAUCCAAUAAUUUAUGUUUUAGUUUCUCUAUAAGUAGAAUUUUUUUUU